This is a messenger RNA of Lepisosteus oculatus (spotted gar), 6879 nucleotides long. It is a transcript of the gene col16a1, whose product is annotated as collagen, type XVI, alpha 1. Gene Ontology annotation, molecular function: extracellular matrix structural constituent conferring tensile strength. The record is from RefSeq and is a predicted model, not a curated record. Gene Ontology annotation, biological process: extracellular matrix organization. Lineage: Eukaryota; Metazoa; Chordata; Actinopteri; Semionotiformes; Lepisosteidae.
GGGCAAGGCGAGGACGCAGAACUCCCUUCCCUCUCUCUUCUCUCUGCCAAAACUUUAACAAUUCCUGAACACGGUGGAUGUGUCCUGUUAACUCUUCGCUCUGCUGGCUGACACACUUUCUGGUGUUCAUGCGGACCAGUGCGGCCAGGGAUUAGUCCGUGUUUAUUGGUGGGAGCUGUGCGGCUGACACGCGGAGGAGACCAUGUGGGUGACCUGGCCGGCGGUCGUCUCAGGCGUGCUCUGCCUGCUGAGCACGAUGCUGUCAUGUGAAGGAAGCCAGCUGUCCUCUGCUACAGGUGCCCGCUGCCCCGUGCUGCAGGUGGAGGACUGGAGGUUCCAGCCCGCUGAGCUCCAGAGCAACAUCACAGGUUUCAAUCUGGUGAGGAAGUUUGGGCUGCUGAAGGCCCCUGAGGUGAAGAAGAUCCGGAAUCCCAGAGGCCCAAUCAUCCUGAGGCUGGGAAACCUGCCUCUGAUCCGGCCCACUGAACAGGUGUUCCCCCGUGGACUGCCGGAGGAGUUCACACUGGUCAUCACUCUGCUGCUGAAGAAGAAGACAGCAAGAGAAAACGUCUACCUCUUCCAGAUCUCCGACCCCCAGGGGUACCCGCAGCUCUCUCUGGACCUGAACGGGCCGGACCGGACCCUGUCCCUGCGGGCACAGGCGCGGGAGCACCAGGGGGACGGGUUCGUGGGCUGCACGUUCAGCGGCGAGGGUGUGGCUUCGCUCUUCAACUUCCGCUGGCACAAGGUGGCCCUGAGCGUCCGGGCCGGCGCCGCCGCCCUCUAUGUGGACUGCAGCUCCAUCGAGACCAAGCCCCUGGACGACAGGCGGGUGGUGGAGCCUCACGGACACACCCUCCUGGGGAUCCGCGCCUCUGACGGGGCAGCGGCAGAGUUUGAUAUCCAGCAGAUGACGGUGUACUGUCACCCUGGCCUGGCCAUCCAGGAGUCGUGCUGUGAGAUUCCUGGCGCUCGGUGCCCCCCUGACACCCCAAAAAGCCGGCGUGCCGCAGAGAGCAGCCCGCGGUCCAACCUGGUGGAGGUGGUGCCACAGCCGGAGGGCAAGGUGUACACACGCUGCUUCUGUCUAGAGGAGGGGCCCGGGGACACACAGGUUCAAUCAGGGACGCAGGAUGCGGGAGACAAAUGUGCCCCUUGUGUCCAGGUGAACCAGGAGCAGAGAGACGAGAGCGCUCCCUACAGGAUCCAGGCUGAGAAAGGAGACCGGGGAGCUCCAGGGUUUCACGGCUCAAAAGGAGAGAAAGGAGAACGGGGUGCAGACUGUGUGGGAACUGAGGCUGGUUUCUCAGGCUCUUGUUCGGAGGGACCCAAGGGAGAGAAGGGAGCGAAGGGCGAAGUGGGUCCUGCUGGGAUUGGGGCACCAGGAUUCAAGGGCUCUAAGGGGGAGAAAGGCAAUAAAGGGGAUGGGGGCCAGCAGGGUGUGGCGGGGACCCCAGGGAAGGACGGCCGGCCGGGGGAGGUCUGCGUGGUUGGUCCCAAAGGUCAAAAAGGUCAGCCGGGGCCUGUGGGGCCAGAGGGGCUGGUGGGGGAGCCGGGGCCACCUGGUGUCCCAGGGCUGGCCGGAAUUGGGGUGCCUGGACCGCCGGGCAUCCCUGGAGGGCCUCCCGGAGGGAAAGGAGACAAGGGGGAUUCUGGGAUGCCUGGUCAAGAGGGUCAGCCUGGGGAUCCUGGGCCCAGGGGACCAGGGGGUCCUAAGGGAGAGAAGGGGGACCCCUGUGAAGUGUGCCCCGUCUUGCCGGACGGCCUGGAGAACACCGUGGCCCUGCAGGGGAAGCCAGGCCCCAAGGGAGAGCCAGGGGCCCCGGGCGGAGGAGAGCCAGGGCUGCCGGGAUCUCCUGGCCUCCAGGGAAUCAAAGGCGAUAAGGGGGAGUCAGGAUCCAGUGGGCUGAAGGGAGAGAAGGGUGAAUCAUGUGAGCUCUGCCCAACGCUCGGCCAGCUGCCUGCCAACCUGAUCAACGCGCAGGAGGCCAAACUGAAUAUGAAAGGCGAGCCGGGUGAGCCAGGAGCCACAGGUCUGUCAGGACAGAAAGGAGAAAAGGGCCACACCGGCGAGCGAGGACCAGAGGGCAGAACGGGCAAGACAGGACAGCGUGGCCUGGGUGGCCGUGAUGGAGAGAAGGGGGACAAGGGUGAUUCUGGAGUCCCAGGAAUCAAGGGGGAGUCAGGCUUCAAGGGAGAGAAGGGGGACUCCUGUGACCUGUGCCCAGCGCUGCCCGCAGAGGCUGGUGGCCCCCAGCCCACCAUCAGACUGGCAGGCCUGCCUGGGGAGAGGGGUGAGCCCGGGACGCCAGGGAUCGGAAAGCCAGGGGAGCCGGGUCGGCCUGGCAGUCCUGGACUGAAAGGAGAGAAGGGAAACCAGGGGCUCCAGGGUGAUCCGGGGACGGCGGGGUCUGCGGGGGUCCCAGGACUUUCAGGGGAACCCGGGAGGAGUGGCCUGCCAGGGCCCAAGGGGGAGAAGGGGGAUGCCUGUGAGAUGUGUCCAUCACUGCCAGAGGGCCUGAAGGAUACAGUGGGGAUCCCGGGACACAAGGGCGAGAGGGGGGAGCCUGGACUCCCGGGGACAGGAAUCCCUGGAAGACACGGUCAGCCUGGCCUCCCCGGAGCCACAGGGCCUCCUGGUCCCAAGGGCAGCCAGGGAGAUCCAGGAGUAGCAGGACAGGGGCUCCCAGGACCCCAGGGAGAGGACGGGCAGAGGGGUCCCCCCGGGAAGCAGGGUCCAGCAGGCAAGACCGGAGCCACGGGACCACGAGGGGUCAAAGGAGAGAAGGGCUCUGAAGGACCAGAAGGGCCUCCAGGGCCCCUGGGACCAGUGGGCAUCGGAGUGAUGGGGCCCCCGGGGAAGGAUGGCAUUCCUGGGAUACCUGGAGGGGAUGGACACCCGGGAACAAGUGGGCCCAAAGGAGACAAGGGAGAGCCGGGGGACUGCGGCUGCCAGCCCCCCACAUUCACCAACUCCGGCAGACCUGGUGCUCCUGGCACACUGGUCACUGGGAAUUUUUGGCAGCCUGGACCUCAGGGGCCCCCCGGACCUCCUGGCCCCCCCGGCCCCCCAGGUCCCCAGGGGUUCAUUGGGAUCCCCGGCCCUCAGGGUAUCCCUGGAAACGAUGGCUUACCGGGGAAACCGGGGCUUCCCGGGGAAGUACCACCCCUGGCGCUGAUCGGAGAAACGAAAAUCGAGGUACUGAAGCAGGGCCUCUGCAGAGACUGCUCCCAGGGCCUGCCCGGCGUGCCUGGCGUGAUCGGGAUGAAGGGAGAGAAGGGGGAGCAGGGGGAGCAGGGCCAGCCGGGAGCGGGAUCGAGCGACGGUUGUGAGAAGUGCUUUGAGAGGCUCCAGAAAGAAGAAGCCCGGGGUGACAACGGCAAUGGGGGUCCAGGGUGCCCCGGGGUGCCAGGUACCCCAGGGAUCCCCGGACAGCGAGGGGAGAAGGGAGAGCAGGGUGAAGAAGGAUCACAUGGUUCACAGGGCCCCAGGGGGUUCCCAGGUCCUCCAGGACCCAUGGGUCCUCCAGGUUUCCCUGGUUCUCCAGGUCCCUCCGGAUUACCUGGCCAGCAGGGAGAGCGUGGACUUCCUGGCCCUGCAGGAAUGAAGGGAGAACAGGGUCCCCCAGGGUCACCUGGAUACCCAGGAUCAAUGGGACCUCCUGGCUUGCAUGGCCUGAAGGGAGAGAGGGGGAACCCAGGGACAGUGGGACAGAAAGGGGAAUCGGGCCCUCCAGGCUCUCCGGGCUACCAGGGACCUGCCGGAUCGCCGGGCCCGAAGGGUGACCAUGGCGUCUCUGGGAAUCCAGGACUCAAAGGGGAUCAGGGUUUCCAGGGGCCACCGGGGUUUCCAGGACAACCGGGCCCCCCCGGAUUCCCUGGCAAGGCUGGUCCUGCUGGUCCUCAGGGGCCCCCGGCAGAGAAGGGCAGCGAGGGGCCACGGGGGGCCCAGGGCCCCAUGGGGCCCCCUGGCUCACCUGGGACACCUGGAAUGCAGGGGCCUCCAGGGAUUGAGGGCAUGGAUGGAAAGGAUGGCAAACCAGGGCCCAGGGGUGAACCUGGUCCAGUCGGUCCUAUUGGUCCCAGAGGUCUCCCAGGAUUCAAAGGAAAAACCGGACAUACUGGCUUUCCGGGACAGAAAGGAGACAUGGGACCCCAAGGUUCACCUGGAGCACCAGGACGGCCUGGCAUGGAGGGUGAUCCAGGGACCCCGGGACUACAGGGGCCAGCAGGACCCCCAGGGCAUUUAGGGGCAGCAGGGCCUAUGGGACCCCCAGGACCAGCAGGGCCGCCUGGACUGGGUGUGAAGGGGGAGAGAGGUCAGGCUGGAGAAAGAGGUCUUCCAGGGAUGGUUGGUCCUCCUGGGCCUCCUGGUCACCCAGGCCAGUCUGGAGAGCCGGGCAGUGAUGGCACUCCGGGGAAGGAUGGCGCUCCAGGACAGCCAGGGGAGAGGGGGCUGGCCGGGCAGAAGGGAGAGGCUGGCUCUCCGGGUUCGCAGGGCCCCGCUGGAGAGCGCGGACGGCCGGGGCUGCCCGGGGGAUCGGCGAAGAGCGACUCCAGCGGAAUCGGGCUGAUGGGGCCGGUGGGGCCCCGGGGAGAGAGAGGCAGCACAGGAGCCCCCGGUCCUGCCGGGCCACCGGGAAUGCCGGGAAUGCCAGGAACUGACGGAGUUGUAAACUACGACGAAGUCAAGAACUUUAUUCGGCAGCAAGUCAUGAAGAUCUUCGAUGAGCGCAUGGCCUACUACAUGUCCCGAGUGCAGCUCCCCGUGGAGAUGGUGUCCGCCCCCGGCCGGCCAGGUCCUCCCGGAAAGGACGGGAUGCCCGGAAGACAGGGGUCACCCGGAAUGCCAGGUAUUCCCGGACAGAUCGGCCGAGAGGGACGACAAGGCCCCCAAGGACCACCAGGUGUUCCAGGGAAUAAGGGUGAGAAAGGAGAUAAAGGAGUUGGGGAGAUGGGAGACAUUGGACCUCCUGGGGCUCCAGGUGUCCAAGGUCCUCCAGGUUAUGGGAAGAUGGGUCCCCCAGGUCCUGUGGGUCAGCAAGGGAUCCCCGGGGUGCCAGGUUCCCCAGGAACGCCCGGCUCUCCCGGGAAACAGGGACGCUGCAAUCCGUCCGACUGCAUGGGCAUGAUGCCCGUGGAGCAGUACCAGCCCAAGAGCAUGAAGGGACCUUUCCGCUAAGAGAGCAGAGAGUGCACGGGCCACGCCCCAUUGGGCUUUUUGAAAAACUCUUUUCUCUUUUCUUUUUUUUUUUGUUUGUAAGAAAUAAAGGUUCCUGGAGGAUCUUUUGAAACACACGCACGCAGGAAAAAAUCAAUUUCCAGCUCCAACCCCACCACCACCACAAUCCCUGCCACCACCGGUUCCACAUCAUCCCACAUCUGGACCCUCUCCCCUGCAGGUGGACAGCUGGACCGCUGGCAGGGUCAGGCAGUGGUCAAUAUUUACCCAGCAGAGGGUGAGGAAGCUCUCUCAGCUCUGCCUCUCGAAGGCCUCUUCCCCAUCUUGUACAGCAUUUUUUUUUGAAAGCAGGAGCAAAAUCUGUAUAUCGUCGGAAAUACUUGUUUGAUCGUCUCCUGGUGUUUGUACCGCCCCCGAGCUCACCGAUGAGUUUCACCCGUGUGUUCCAGUGGUGGAACUAGAGGACAUGUUGGGCUCAGCUAUCAGUCUGCAGUACAACACUGAAUGAAUUAUAACAGCAGUAAUAUCAGAACUAAUACUUUUCAAAAAUGUUUAAUCACCUAGUAGAACCUCAUGGUUUCGUUUGCGAUUCACGUUUUUGCUGAGAUGAGGAAAAACCUCUUGUGCAACAGCGCCUGAGCUUGCUGAUGCUGUGAUGAACCUCCCCUCCUUUUCAAGUUCAAGUGGACCGUGGAGACUCUUUCAAAGCCCAGAGGCUUACCAGGGUGGUUUUAAUCAGGCAUUUGGUCCCAUAUAAUCUGCUUCCUUUACAAUGGUGCUGUGUUUUCCUCCUCCGUUGUUUUAAACCACUAAUACCUUCAUGGUUACAAAGGGAAGCUUGGAGCCCCACAGUGCUGUCUCACCUUGAUGACAUCAUACCUGAUGCACAGAGGCAGAAGUGCGUUUCAUCUUUGGAGAAAGAGGCACGGCUGUGUCGCCAAGCACUUCUGUGUGCCAAAAGGCCUUGAUCUGGAGCUUGAUGAUACUGGUCUUCUGUGGCAGUGCCCUGGUGAACUCGAGGAUACCAGUCCAGUUGCGGGAAAGUGUGCUGUAUAUAUUAGUAUUUCUGUUGCUGAGCUGUUUCAUGAACAUUCUGACAAGUCAGCAGCCCGUUGCGAGUUCUUCAUUGGGUCCGUGCAUGUUUAAAUUCCCUGAUCGAGAAACAGCUCUGCCUUCAUAAGCUAUUGGGUUUCAGGUAUCAGGUGGAGGAAGUGUCUGAGCAAGUGAGAGGGGCAAACAGUAAACUUACAGCUUUUUACAUUUUUCUAUCCUAUGCUGUCGCAUAUGCCUUUACAAUUCUAGCAAUUGGCAAACCUGGAAAAAUUAGUAUGUAAUUCUAUAAUAAUAUAAAAAAGUUUCUGUUUUUUUGUGCGCACAUCGUAUUCUUUAUAAAAGAAACAUAAUCUUUUUUUGAUUUCAGUUCCUGGAAUUUUUUCCUAAGCUCUUUAAACACUGCUUCUUGUACUAUACCCAUUGGCUACAAUACAACACAACCAGUCUCACUGCCUUCCCUGGGUUUUAGAGCUAAAACAAACCAUCGAGCUUGUUGCUGUGCAGCACGGUGUCUAUUCCACCCCUCCAGCCCCGUCUUCACCGCCUCCACGAGUCACUGAGCAACAAGCGAGUUCUCCUGUAAAAGCCAUCAGUCUUGAGAUAUUUUUUAUGGAAACAAAUAAAUUUUUUAAGCAAACUUUGAA